GGGAAAAAGGUAGGUUUAAUUAAUUCAGACGAGAUGGGAGGGAUGGAGCUGCUGUCCCUGCUGAGGAACCAGAGGCUGUGCUGUCGUUCUCCUGCAUGUAGCUGAGUGUUCGCAGUGAGGACGUCUCUGUGGCUGCUCACUGGGAACCAGACACCAGUCUUGAACAGCCACGAUUCCACAUCUAUGAGCGACUGACUGGAGGUGUGUGUCGAAAGCUGAGCAAUGAACAGGGCUGGUAGAUGGUCUGGACUUGGAUCAGCAGUACCCACAGGUCUGACCUGUUGGGAAACGUUUCUCCUCUGAGGGAUGAGGAGUAAUUACACAUAUUAACCUGUGGACCUGCACCUGACCAGAUUUUAUUGUUCCUGCUGCAGUGAGACAGGUGCUCUAUUCCACAAGGAACCUGAAGCCAACAUAUUUUUUGUAUCUUCUUUUUUUUUUACAUUUUGGUAAUCGAUGCCAACCUGAAAGGAUUGACCCUCAGCAUCACCCCAUCUGUUCAUAUGACCUCCUGUGUGCUCCCCAAGGUGGCUGUUGUAAAGAGGCAGCGAUGAUAUCAGAGAACUUCUCAUUUGUCUUUUUAUCCAACUCAGUACAAGGGUAACCAUUACCCCCUACCACCACCCCCUGACCCACAGGCACUGUUAGCACACAUCAAGACGUGUUCUGAGGAAGCAUGGGAGACAUGAGCUGGGUGUGUCUGAGCCCGUCGGAGUUCAACCAGCUGCAGCAGUACAGCGAGUACUCCACAAAGAAGCUGAAGGAUGUUCUGGAGGAGUUUCAUGGUGGAGGAGUUCUUUCCAAAUACAAUCCAGAGCAGAUGCAAGAUGUUCUGAACCAACCGAUUGACUAUGAUGGCUUCCAGCUCUUUAUGGCCACUUACCUGGAAAACGAUAUUCCAGAGGAGCUCUGUCAGCAUCUGUUCACCUCGUUCAAGAGCAAGACGGGCCGCUGCUCUCCAGAUCAGCCUCGGGCAGGAUCCAGCUUACUGGGGAUAAAUGGGAAGAGCAUCCUGUCUGCGAUGGGCCGACACACCCCGGAGCACUCCAGUGUGAUGAGUGCAGCAGGCUCAGGAGCUACCACUUCCCCUUGCUCAUCCUGCUCCUCCUCACAGCAUUCAAGAACCGCGGCCCACGCACCUGGGGUGCCCCAUCAAUCACCAUGCACGCAGGACAAAUCUUCAGAGGCAGGUAGCAACGCCCUGUUGCCCAAUGCUGGUUCUGCUAAAUCUCAAGUGUCCCCAAAGCUCUCAUCCGAGAGGAGCCAUUUGGAAAAGCAUCUAUCCUUGGGGAGAAGCCCAUCGCCUCAGAAAGGCUCCCCACAGACGUCACCCCAGGUGGUCUUUCUCAAGGACAUCGUCUGCUACCUUUCGCUAUUGGAAAGGGGGACUCCAGAGGACAAGCUGGAGUUCAUGUUCCGACUGUAUGACACAGAUGGCAACGGAGUCCUGGACAGCUCAGAGCUUGAUCGCAUCAUCAAUCAAAUGGUGCACGUGGCCGAAUAUUUGGAGUGGGAUUCAACAGAGCUGCGACCGAUACUGAAGGAGAUGAUGGAGGAGAUUGACUUUGACCGGGAUGGGACAGUCACACUGGAGGAAUGGAUUAGAGGAGGACUCACCACUAUCCCUUUACUGGUCUUGCUGGGCAUGGACACGAACGUGCAGGAGGACGGGCAGCAUGUUUGGCGUCUGAAACACUUCAACAAACCAGCCUACUGUAACUACUGCCACACCAUGCUGCUUGGUGUCCGCAAGCAGGGACUCUGCUGCUCCUUAUGCAAGUACACAGUGCAUGAACGCUGUGUUUCCAAAGACAUCUCUGCCUGCAUCAGCACCUACGCCAAGUCCCGCAGACACACCGAUGCUAUGCAGCAUGUUUGGAUGGAGGGGAACUCUCCAACAAAGUGUGAUCGCUGUCACAGAAGCAUCAAGUGCUACCAGGGCCUGACGGGCCUGCACUGUGUUUGGUGUCAGAUUACGCUCCAUAACAAGUGUGCAUCCCAUGUGAAGCCCGAGUGUGACGGAGGAGCCCUGAGGGACCACACUCUGCUGCCGUCAUACAUCUGCCCCGUUGUCCUGGAUCGUCAUUAUGCAGCAAAGCGCGGGGAGGGUGAUUCCCCUCCCAGCAACAGCCCUGAUGAUCCCAAUCAGACCUUUAAAUUUUCUCCUGGAGAUGGGCAAGCACUGCAGAUCACCCCUCUCCCAGGAACUCACCCCCUACUGGUCCUGGUCAACCCUAAGAGUGGAGGGAGACAGGGGGAGCGUGUUCUCAGGAAAUUCAGGUAUCUGCUAAACCCCAGGCAGGUGUACAGUUUGGAGCAAGGAGGACCCAUGAAUGGGCUCAACUUUUUCCACGAUGUCCCUGAUUUCCGGGUGCUUGCUUGUGGAGGUGAUGGUACAGUGGGCUGGAUCCUCGAUUGUAUAGAUAAGGCUAACUUUGCCAGACAUCCUCCAGUGGCCAUCCUCCCACUGGGCACAGGAAACGACCUGGCACGCUGCUUACGCUGGGGAGGAGGUUAUGAAGGCGGCAGCUUGCUGAAGGUCCUACGGGACAUUGAGCACAGCACAGAGGUGGUGCUGGACCGCUGGAACAUCAACAUUGUUCCUGAAGACAAGGAGGAGAAGGGAGAUCCUGUCCCUUACAGCAUCAUCAACAACUACUUUUCUGUGGGAGUGGAUGCCUCCAUUGCCCACCGCUUUCAUCUGAUGAGGGAAAAGCACCCUGAGAAGUUCAACAGCAGAAUGAAGAACAAGCUGUGGUACUUUGAGUUUGGCACCACUGAGACCAUAUCCGCCACCUGCAAGAAACUCAACGAGUGCAUAGAGGUUGAGUGUGACGGGAUUAUCUUGGACCUCAGCAAUACGUCCUUAGAGGGCAUAGCUGUUCUGAACAUUCCCAGCAUGCAUGGAGGCUCCAACCUUUGGGGUGAGACAAAGAAGAGACGGAACUACAACCGAAUGAGCAAGAAGGUUGCCGACAGGAUGCCUGCCGGCACUGUUACAGAUGCUAAAGAGCUCAAGUUUUGUAUGCAAGACUUCAGUGAUCAGCUCUUGGAGGUGGUUGGCCUGGAGGGGGCGAUAGAAAUGGGGCAGAUCUACACUGGGCUAAAGAGCGCAGGACGCAGACUGGCUCAGUGUGCCAAUGUCACUAUCAGGACCUCUCGGCGGCUUCCCAUGCAGAUCGAUGGUGAGCCCUGGAUGCAGCCACCCUGCACGGUCAUGAUCACACACAAGAACCAGGUCCCCAUAUUGCUGGGACCACCUCAGAAGAUGCCCUUCUUCUUCUUCAAGAAGCGCAACUGUAGCCGCGACUAGGACUUAAACGUCCCAACU
This is a messenger RNA of Girardinichthys multiradiatus, 3331 nucleotides long. It is a transcript of the gene dgkg, whose product is annotated as diacylglycerol kinase gamma. Gene Ontology annotation, biological process: diacylglycerol metabolic process; lipid phosphorylation; intracellular signal transduction. Bases 677 to 3313 code for a protein of 878 amino acids. Lineage: Eukaryota; Metazoa; Chordata; Actinopteri; Cyprinodontiformes; Goodeidae. Gene Ontology annotation, molecular function: calcium ion binding; ATP-dependent diacylglycerol kinase activity. The transcript is spliced from 26 exons. The record is from RefSeq and is a predicted model, not a curated record. Gene Ontology annotation, cellular component: plasma membrane.